AUGGCAGUUGACUCCUCUUUACCAGAUAUUCCAUCAGAAUCGACCUCGCUCCUGGCUAAUGACCAUGAACGUCCUACACAUGGCAAGUCCACCUCUCGGAGGGGACAGCAGGUCCUGCUGCUUGCCUGUCUUGUAGCGGUUACUCUGGACUUUGGCGCCUACCUCUCCGUUGCACCUCAGCUCCAGUUAUACGAGUCCAUCAUCUGCCAGCGCUUGCAUCCUGAGCUCUUCGACGGACUGCUACCCGCAGCCCCCAUCGCAUCUUGUAAGGCGGCUGAUGUGCAAGGGGAGUUGGCGGUACUCAAAGGGUGGAUGAGCACUUUCGAUCAGCUUCCGAGCAUCAUCCUUGCCCUUCCGUACGGUCUGAUGGCGGAUCGAGUCGGUCGCAAGCGGGUCAUGUUGCUGGGAUUGGUUGGGUUUACGCUGCAGGAGGUUGCAAUCCGCAUCAUUUGCUGGUAUCAUACAGUCAUUCCUCCCCAGGCAAUCUGGUUCACGCCACUGUUCCAAAUCUGUGGUGGCGGCACAGCAGUAACAAACGCUGUAGCUUGGACAGUUAUAGCAGAUGUCUAUCCGGCAGAGAAACGUGCCAACGCAUACUUUGUCUUGUCCGCGGCUAUCCUGGCGUCUGAAAUACUAGCAGCUCCAUUGAGCGCCUGGAUGAUGUCCUCCAGUCUCUGGGCACCUUACAUGCUAGGACUAGCCUUUGAGAUAGUCGGACUUCUCACUGUCUUCAUGAUCCCGGAAACCAAACCGAAAUCAAUCGAUGAGCCUCUGGUUGAGUCGGCAGACGAGUUUGAAGCACCCGAAAGGCUCACUUACUCAUCCAUGUGGUCGAAUACUAUCCGCUCUGCUCGCGCCCAGAUCCACCAGGUGACUGACUUUUUCUUCGAAUAUCCAACUGCCAUCGUCAUUUCAUUUACAUUCUUGCUUUCCGGCUUUGGGCUUGAGGCGCUUCAAUUCAUGGUUCAAUAUGCCUCCAAGCGUUUUUCGUGGAGCAUGGCAGAGGCCAGUCUUCUCAUUUCCAUCAAGGGCGGAUUUAACCUCGCGUCUUACCUUGUCGUACUCCCUCUGGCGUCAAAGAUCCUCGAGGGGUAUCUUUCUCCUGUCCGGAAGGAUCUCUGGGUCUCCAAGGCCAGUGCAUGUGUCAUGACGGUGGGAUUCGGCUUCAUGUCCCUCGCGUCCCAUCCAGCACCAUUCAUCAUCGGGGUGGCCCUGACCGCCCUCGGAUGGGGGUUCUAUGCCUCCCUCCGCAGCGCCGGGAGUGCGCUGGUUGGGGAGGGUCACGUUGGACUCCUCAAUACAUCCAUUGCACUGGCCCAGGGGGUCGGACUCAUGGUGGCUGGGCCUCUCACGGCCGGAUCCUUGCGAGUGGGAAUGGCCUGGGAGGGGGUUUGGAUGGGGUUGCCGUGGAUGAUUGGGGUUGUCUUGUUUGCGGCAGCUGGGUUGGCGGUUGCUUCUCUCCGCGUCCCCACCGAGUAG
Molecule: messenger RNA, 1479 nt
Organism: Aspergillus heteromorphus CBS 117.55
Lineage: Eukaryota; Fungi; Ascomycota; Eurotiomycetes; Eurotiales; Aspergillaceae
Product: MFS transporter
Exons: 4
Coding region: 1-1479 (492 amino acids)
Biological process (GO): transmembrane transport
Cellular component (GO): membrane
Molecular function (GO): transmembrane transporter activity
Source: RefSeq, a predicted model, not a curated record